CAACAGCAACAACAACAAUAGCAAAACAACAGAAACAAACAGGACUGCAUCAGCCAAUGUCUGUGACGGCUAUAAAGACCAUGACGGAGAGGACAAAAUAUCAACGAUCACAAUGAUAAUACUGCAUUGAAACAGUCAUACAUAUUAGUAGUAAUACUAGUAAGGAAAUUAUUAACUACGAUAGUGAACAGAAUGACAAUAACUGUAAUGCAUACAAUUGUAAUAACUAUAAUCAUAUUGCUGACAUCACCAUCACUGUAAUAAAACCAACAACAUAACACGUGUGGGGAAAUAUGUGGGGAAGUACGUAUGUACUGUGAGUGUGUAUAUGUACGUGUGUACAGGUAUCUCUGUGUAAGUGCAUGUCUACAUGUAUAUAAAUGUGUGUGAAUGUGUAAUUGUCACUGAGAAUGCAUGAAAGGAGUGGGACUGGCUCACACCAACCAGCAAGCUCCGCCCCACACAGCCAGGCCGAGCCCCCACCACCAGAGAGCCACCAGGCCCACAGGGGCGGGCAGAACCAAGAGCCAGUCCAGCAAGGGCCGCAGGGGGGCAAAUCUGACCAGAAACAGGGCGCUGGCAGGCCGGAAAACCACCAACCCCCAAGACGGGCGAGAAAUCACACUCCACAAGGGCAGACAGGCACUGGGAGUCACUCGCCUGCAGGCCCAGAGACACCCCUGCAACCGGAAAGGAGCCCGCCCACGCUGGGAGCGCCAGUGCCCAACGCCAUGCCCCGGGCCACCCCAUGCCCAACACCCGACACAGGACCGCCCCGCCCAGGGAUGAAGGAGGCAUCGCCUCCACCCGACGGAGGCCCGGGUGGCAGAGAUAACACCUAGCACCUGACCCUACGGAGCAAACCCCCGGGAAUCCCCAUUUAAAAAAAAAAAAAAAAAAAAUAGAAAAGAGGGAAUUAAAAUAAAUAAAUCAGUCAAUCAAUAAAAGCACACACACACACACACACACACACACAUCAUGGUCGAUCCACAGCGUUCAAAGAGACAAGGCUUUUUUUGCCUUUGCAAUCAAGAGAUCAUGAGAGUGUGAAUACCUGACAGAAAAUGACAUUGAUCCACAUUUUUGUCAAGAUUUUGGCUUUUAAAAACCGUGGUCUUCAAACCUUGGAUGAACUGAUGAACAACCUAUUUCACUUCAAUGCUAUUUUGCAAUAAAUUGCUUACUCACAUUGUUUUUUUGUCUCACUCCCAUUCUUUUUGCAUUUUGAAGCUCUACUUAGAACCUCCUUAUGAUCCAACAGUAAAAACUGGUCUUAAAAUGUUGAUCAUGAGUGUAUAUAAAAGGCUUUGUGCUAAAAGGAAUGUUUUCAUCAACUGUUUCAUAGUCAGACAUGUUUACUUUCACUAACUACUCUAGCAGUAAAAAGGUGUCAACAGUUGACAGGCAGCAGCGUGCAGUUAUACGAAGGGAGAGAAAAUGCAGCUGAGCGAUUGUCAGGUCUGACUUUUCCGUGGAGAACAAUUUGUGAUGCAAAUGUAUUACUCUUUGGAAGCCAUAUUGUUUGGAGAAGCAAAAUGCUUUACUAUUGUGACCUUAGCCAACUAGACGGAACUACUUUCUUCAUCACCAAAAAAGGACCAGAACUCUGCUUAGGUGGCGAAGUAGGGGAAAAGUCACUGCUGAUGCACUACACUUCAGAUGGGGAUGUCCCACAACUACUGUAUGUCAAAAAAUCCCAACUAUCCCUUUAAGGCCAGGGCUAUUCAACUACAAAUUCAGGUGCAGCAAUCAGGCCGUAACACAAUAUAAUAUCUUGUAAACAAAAUGUAUUUGUUGUUUCCCCUUUAGGUGAGAUUACAUCUGACAACACGUACGCAUUUUUCCUACACAACAUAGUUUGACCCUCAACUAUGCUUGUGUGCUUUGCUGCUGUCCAGAAUGCAUUUUGUUGCAUUUUGCCGGUUCAAUUUCCUUGUUUUGUUGACACGCAACGUAAAGAAAAUCCUUGAGCUGCGGCGAUGCUGACCAUUAAGGCUCUUAUUGGUCGGCUUGUAGUGCUUAUUUCUUGUCUGUAUAUGCCUUCUCAGAUCUAGUUAGUUCCAGCUGCAAUGACACUCCCCUUCUGUCUUAAUUACCAUCUUUUGGUCGCAAUGAGAAGCUAACCAGCUAAGGCUAUGUCCACAUGACCCACGGAUAUUUUCAAAAACGCACCGCAAAAUGUCUGUCCACAUAAAAACAAAAUUUUGGGGCAGUCGUAAACCUGGAAAAUCAACCACAGAUUACUUGGUUGUGCCUCUUUUCAUCAAUAUAGUAAGAUAUGAGAUGUACAAUGACAUGUACAUCAUCGUUAAAAUCAACACUCACUCACUUGGAGCCCAGGAACUAUCGUGAAUGUUUUUUUUUUUUUUUUUUUUUUUUUUAACUCGCCUGUGCGUGUUCUGUUAUGAAAUAACAUUUAAAAAUAUGAGCUAAUGUUGCACAUUACCAAUGACACAAAUCAAAAAGUUCUGUUACUGUAAAAGCAGGGGUGUCCAAAGUGCAGCCUAGUGUCAAUUUGCGGCAUGUGGCACAUCUUUUUUUCUUUAUAGAAAUACAAAAAAGGCAUUACUUAAAGACAAAAAGAUGAUUUUUAAAAUACAAAAUAUAUAUAAAUUCAGGCCUUUCAGGACAGCAACGCACAUGCAUGCAAAUUAAACACCGGUUUGUUUGCAAUAAAAUAAAUUUAUCACUCCAUGUAGGAAAAUAUGAUUUAUUUUUUACUUUUUAUAAAAUAUAUAUAAAUUCCGUUCUUUGAGUACUGCAACGUGCAUGCGUGCAAAUCAAACACAUCGGUUUGUCGUUUGCAAUAAAAUAAAAACAUUUAUCAGUCCAUGCAUGAUUCAAACCGACGGUUUUCAUCAUGCGUUUCAGGUUUGAGAAAUAAAUUGUUUUGAGUUGAUCUCAGGGGACUGCUGUUAUCAAUAUGCCACUACUCACUUCCACAACAAAGCAAGGAAUUGUGGGUUGAGUGUCGCUAGGCUACUCAAGCAGGGUGCUGAAUUCAUUGUCUAAAAAAAAAUGUUCUGAAGUGAUUUUAAGCCUGCCUUAAAUCGUUCUAACAAUAAAUUAGAACCUCAGUAGUUUUGUUAUUCAAUCCAUUUUACUAGAGAUAAUUUCCUAAAGUAACAGUACUCUCAUACUUGAGUACAGUCGCUGGCUCGUCUAUGCCCUCUGCGUGUUUCUGUGCACACUCGAUCACUUUGCGCACGAAUGCUGCGCGCUCUCGGCAAAAGGCGGCGGUGUUACGCGCACAGAGUCUGCGCAGUCGCGUUCUUUUCGACACGCCGAAUCCUUUGGAGCGCAGCGGAGGAAGGAGGGCCGAGCAAGUCGCCAUUUUGCGGAAGAUGGGCCCAAAAAGAAAACAAAGUGUGGAACAAAAACGCUUGGCCAGCCGAGUGAGGAUGCGUGCGUACAGAGCUCGACAAGCCUUCAAGCGUGCUGCUGCUGCCAACCAUUUGUUUUUGCAGAGACUAAACUUUGCUGCUAGUGAGCAGGAAGAUCUGGUGGGAGGCGACAGCGACUGGAUGCCAAGCCGUGCAGACUACGAGGUGGACACCAGCGUGCCAGCCAUGUCGACCUCGUGGAACGAGGAAGAUGAUGACUUCAAGGUGGGAGGAGCCAGAGGGCUGAGGUCCAAGCCGAGGUUCUCCUUCUCGGAGGUCAAACUCCUGCUGGAGGCGGUCAGAGAGAACCGAUACAUCCUUCUCAGGAAGUUUAAUCAUGGCGUGUCAUCAGAAGCCAAGAAACAGAAGUGGGCAGAGAUCACAGACCAGAUCAACAAUCUGGGGCAGAACUACAGAGAGGUGCGUCAGAUCAUGAAGAAAUGGGCAGACCUUAAGUGCGAUGGCAAGCGACGCCUCCUGGCCCUCCACGCCCCCAACGGCUCCGCCGAGAGGAGACGAAGGAAGUCGUCGUUGGGCCCCGUGGAGAAGAUGGUCCAUGAGAUCCUGCUCUUGAGUCCCAAAAGAGAAGGCAACAGUGACGUGAACUUGGGAGGUGAAGAUGAAGAUUCAAAGUUAUCCAUGGAGCAAGGAGGCAACAUGAGCCCUUCCUACCCCUACCCUGCGCCCAAUAGCACCCUCGCCCUUCCUGGAGGACUUUCCUUGGACUUCUCUCCUCUGUCCUCGCCGGAGAAGGAACACAGCGGCGACCCGUUCCAUUCAUCAUCCGACUUUGACCAGCAGGAGGAUGCUGAACCUUCCAUGGACUUUGACGACAAUGACAACUCCACCUCCACCUUUUCCUACCGGUCCUCCUUCCUCCCGCCCACUGACAACGCGCAGGCGAGUAGCAAGCCGAUACAGACCUACUCCAGAAACCAGAACUACAACGCGACCACCUCAAAAGCGCACGGACCCCCCCUUUUUGAGUCGGACGCUGCCUCGUCUCCUGCUGCGCCUCUGCCAUCGUACUCUCCCUCAGGCGCCAACAUCCGUGCGUGCACCUCCUCUUCGUCUUCCCCACUGGCCCCGCCCACCACCUCCUUAGCAGCCAAUGGCUCCUCUCAGCCUAUAUCCUCCUAUUCCAGCAUCCCGCCACCUUCUAAUCAUCUCGCUUCCUCUCACAUCAAGCACGCUCAGGCCUCAGACCAGACCCAGCCGGACCACCUCCCGUCAGGUCACAAGGCCCAGUCCCGUGUGGCCCAGCUGGCGUGUCUUAGCGUGCAGCAGCAGCGGGCAACCCGGCAUCUGCUCUCCUCCGUGUCUCGCUCGCUGGAGACGUUGGCCCAGUCGGUGCAGCUGUUGGUGGAGAGCCAGCAGGAGUUUGUCCAGGAGUCGCUGCUCCUGCAGAGGGAGACCGUAGACAUCCUGAAGGACUUCUCCAACACAGCGCUGACCAUGAUGCGUGACAAGUCCAACAGUGGACAGGCUCGCCAUCCGUCAGCUUCGAACAUCUGAGGAAGUGAGAUGGUUCUGUGGCCGGGGUCCAUUAUGGUCCCCUCCUGUCACGUGUCUGUUGUGGUGGCGGCGGCAGCCACACAACAAAGAUGGACAUCAGCAUUUCCCCCGCAAAGACAACCACCCUGGAUCUUGGUUUUCCAUUAUGAGCAUUGAACUAUGGAGGGACCAUUGUGACCCGACUGUCGGGGGGGGCUGAGCACCACGCAAAGCCGAGACACACAUUGCAGGCGGCCAUCUUACCUCGUUGUGAGCAACUGUGAUGUUGACUCUUGGACUCAUUGUCUUCCUCACGAAGUCUACAGACGGAGAAGGAAGCACUAUAUCAUCAGAACUGCCAACAUUUUAGUGUCACAUUUUACACUAGUCAAAGAUCCUCUAUGUGACAGGAGCACUCUGCUGUUUUUAAGGACCUACUUCAAAAACGCUAGUCAAAGAUCCUGUAUGUGACAGGAAUGUUCCGAUGUUUUUAAGAAUGUUCUGCAAAAAAAAAAAAAAAAAACACUAGUCGUCAAAGAUCCUCUCUAGGACAAGAAUGCUCUGUUGUUUUUAGGAAUCUGCUGCAAAAAUGUUAGCAAGUAAAUUUUUAACUGCCCUAGGGGGUUGGUCUGAUGUCCUUCAUGCAGGCCGCCCAUUGAAUAGCCCUUCUUGAGUACAUGAACGUAAGCUCUGGAUCCCGUUUCUCUCGCCUUUGGCUUUUCACAAUGUCUUGAUUGUUAGAGAGUAUAUCAUUUCACCCCCUGAUCUCUAUGGAAAUAUCAACAGUGCAGAAAAUGCAGCAUACCAGAUAAUCAUCUUUGAUUUCCGAACACAUGGCCAUUCAGCAUGAUAGUCACCCUUGUACUUGUAAUAUUUCUUCUUGGAAGCCAUUUCCAUGCAGGCACAUACAAGUAUAAUUCAUGUUAGUGCACCUGCUGAUGUUGUCGAGUUAGCUAGUGGCACUCUGUGCACUCAUAGGCGGCAUACAGAGCUGCCCGCCGGGAAUGCGGCUUUUUAUUUUUGGUUGUUUUUAAUCCUGCAUCAAUCCUGAGUUUACACUAUUUAUUUAUUCCUUUCACAAUUUGAUUGACAAACUUAAUAUCUUAUAUCCACACGAUCCAGGAGAUUUUUAACUUCAGUCGUGAUGUCGGGACACAGUGGCAAUUUCCCAAAGUCUCUCUCCCUCCUCACCGGUUUCCUCGUCACCAAUCAGAUGUUUUGGAGGGAGAUUUGAUUUUUUUUUUUUAGGUUAACUGACAUAUUUUCCAUGUUUCCUUUUUCUGCCUUUAGCUUGUUGGUAAAGGAUUUUGGACUGUCCAAUUACUCAACAUUUUCCACAUACAAUCUGCCGACAUGCCUCUGCCAGGCACCUGUGCUCAACACAUUUGCGGGAAAGCUUGGGGUGACCCUGGUACUGGAUGCCCUUGGGUUUUUCCCCAGAACCAGCAUUGAUGGGAAAUCCAUCAAAUCCUUUGUUGAAAGCCUAAGCGUCUGUUAGAUUAGCUUUCUGGAAAAGCAUAAUUUGGACAUCCCUAAGAGUUGAAGCAGGCAGAAACAAAUACCGCAGCAAGCAUACAAUCAACACCCAAUGGAGGCGAACACCAUCUUAGCCAAAAGACACAGACUGGCGCUGACCAUGCUCUUCGCCAUCCAUCAGCCUUGCGCAUCUGAGGCAGUGAGACAGUUCUGUGACUGGAGUCCAUUAUUGUCCCCUCUUGUCACAUGGCUGUUGGGCUGUGCAUGGACCUUUGGUCUACUGCUGGACUCAAAAUAGUUCAUUAUGAGCAUUGAAUUAUGGAGGGACCAUUUAUACCUGACUGUCUGGGGGCUUACCUCGCUGUGAGAGUUGACUCUAGGGAGUAUUUUCUUAUAUCGAUUUAAUUUGAAGCUUGUUUCGAGUGAUCGGGCAGACCCCAGACCGACCAAAUCAAUAUGAACCAUACACAAAUUGUGGUUUGGUCCGCAAAAAUGUCGUUCACUGUUUUCCAAAGUCAAAGCUGAUGUGUGUGAAUAUCUCGUUUCGGAAUUCUAAAAAUAUUUACAUUUGAGAGGCUGAGGAUAUUUACAUUUUUAAAUAAAAAAACGAUUAAUUGAAUAACAAUUGUUAAUUGGACAAUGGAUUCAUUGAUUAAUUGCUGCAGCUUUAGUUGACUCUUUGAAUCAAUGUCUUCCUCACACAAUCUGCAAACAAUGAAAGAACUCUGAUAUUAUACCCCCAGUAGUCCACCUACAGAGGUAGGACGGCUCCUGUGUGAAAGGGUAGUCCGCAAUAGCCAGCAUACGAUGAGUUAACACCUGACGCAGUUAUGUUGAAACCAGUUUUUAUAUGUCAGACCGCUUCCUUCAUGGGAUUUAAAAGAAAUGACAGAUUUGUCUAACAGGAGAAGCCGGUGCAGACAUCGUGACACAUCUAAUUAUACGAUUGCAGAAUGCCGCGUCGCUGUGUGAAAGGCACAGGCGAAUACAUGCCAGAUCUACUGUUACGGCUCUGAUGCGCUAAUUAUGUGGGAUUUCCGUGUGGAAGUGCUCGUUCGCAAGAAGGUUGUGUGUGUGUGUGUGUGUGUGUGUAUAUCAGGAGACAAACACACGUUCCAGUUAACCAAUGAUGUUCAGUCAGUUAGUAUGAUACAAUAAUAUCUAAUUGAUUGUGAUGCUUAUAGCAAAGCUAGCAGUGCUCAUGUUGGUUUGGAAGCUCAUUCCAGCACUGUCCUGUUGAUUAUGCUGUAAAAGUCCAAAUACUUUGUUCUGUUAGGCAGUCCACUUUGAUUGCCUUCUGUUUGCUCCUUUACAAUAAAAGUCAGUGGAAACGCCUGCAUAAUA
Dunckerocampus dactyliophorus (ringed pipefish) is the source of this 7697-nucleotide messenger RNA. RefSeq lists its product as uncharacterized. Gene Ontology annotation, molecular function: sequence-specific DNA binding. The record is from RefSeq and is a predicted model, not a curated record. Gene Ontology annotation, cellular component: nucleus. Bases 3165 to 4898 code for a protein of 577 amino acids. The transcript is spliced from 8 exons. Lineage: Eukaryota; Metazoa; Chordata; Actinopteri; Syngnathiformes; Syngnathidae.